Messenger RNA from Talpa occidentalis (Iberian mole), 763 nucleotides. RefSeq names its product nudix hydrolase 14 (gene NUDT14). Lineage: Eukaryota; Metazoa; Chordata; Mammalia; Eulipotyphla; Talpidae. Gene Ontology annotation, molecular function: UDP-sugar diphosphatase activity; metal ion binding. Gene Ontology annotation, biological process: nucleoside phosphate metabolic process; ribose phosphate metabolic process. The transcript has 5 exons. Bases 13 to 681 code for a protein of 222 amino acids. The record is from RefSeq and is a predicted model, not a curated record.
CGCGCCGCCGCCAUGGAGCGCAUCGAGGGGGCGGCCGUGAGCCGCUGCGCAGCCUCGCCCUACCUGCGGCCGCUCACGCUGCACUACCGCCAGAACGGCGUCCGGAAGUCCUGGGACUUCAUGAGGACCCAUGACAGCGUGUCCAUUCUCCUGUUCAACUUGUCCCAGAGGAGCCUGGUGCUGGUCAAGCAGUUCCGGCCGGCCGUGUACGCCAGCGAGGUGGAACGCCGCUUCCCCGGCUCCCUGGAGGCCGCGGACCAGGACGGGCCCCGGGUGCUGCCGGCGGUGCUGCCCGGGGCGGCGGGAGUGACGUACGAGCUGUGUGCCGGCCUCGUGGACCAGCCGGGGCUGUCGCUGGAGGAGGUGGCCUGCAAGGAGGCGUGGGAGGAGUGUGGCUACCGCCUGGCCCCCGCGGAGCUGCGCCGGGUGGCCUCCUACAGGGCCGGCGUGGGACUGACGGGCUCCAGCCAGACCCUGUUCUAUGCAGAGGUGACGGACGCCCAGCGGGGCGGCCCGGGUGGGGGCCUGGCGCAGGAGGGCGAGCUCAUUGAGGUCCUGCACCUGCCCCUGGGCGCCGCCCAGGCCUUCUCCGACGACCCGGAGGUGCCCAAGACGCUCGGAGUCAUUUUCGGCAUCACGUGGUUCUUCAGCCACGUGGCCCCUGACCUGGAUCCCCAGUGACCCUUGGCGCGGUCAGGGCUGCCCGGCCUCCCGUCCUGCACACCCAAUAAAGCCCCCAGCCCUGGCCCGUGUCCUCGCUGUG